AUGCCACUCCAAUCUGCUUUGGUAUUUCUCUUUGUGGGCCCCAUCCUGUGGAUUCUGGUCUGGAGGUUGAGGAGACGAGCUCAUCUGCCGCUACCGCCUGGCCCACCGACGCUCCCGAUCAUUGGAAGUGCGCUGCAUGUGCCAACAGACGGGCCUGCGGGCUUCCGCAACUUGAGUUCAAAAUAUGGCGACGUCAUGCACCUGGACGUCUUUGGUCAGCCUAUGAUCGUCCUCGGGUCGCAUGAAGCCGCGUCCGACCUCUUGGAGAAGCGGUCCUCGAACUACUCGGACAGACCUCCCUCGCCGAUGUACGGCCCUUUUUGGCGUCGUGGGAGACGCGCCUUCCACCAGUUCUUCAACAAAACGGCCGUGCAGAACUACACCGCCGACCAACGCCGCGAGGCCCACCGUCUAGUCGUGCGGCUCAUUGAUCAGCCGGAGGAAUUCGUCCAUCACAUUAGGCACCUCUUCGGCUCCUCUAUUAUGCGCAUCGCGUAUGGCAUUGAAGUCGAUGAGGAGCCUAUCGAUUACCUGCAGAUGGCCGAGGACACCAUGACGAUAUUUUCGGAAGCGUUUCAACCGGGUAAGUAUCUCAUGGAGACGCUGCCAGCUCUUCGGUAUCUCCCUUCAUGGAUGCCGGGUGCGACAGUCAAGCACGACGGAGAGAGGUGGAGACCGAUCGCGUGGAAACUAGUCGAGCGGCCCUGGAAGCUUGUUAUGGCUGCGAUGAGAGAGGGUACGGCGCGUCCAUCCAUGGCUUCGGGACUAAUGGCCAACGUCCCCCAAUCUAAUGGCCAGAAUGACCUAAUCUCUGAAGAGGAAAAUAUUUACCGUGGCGCCACCGCCACGGCGUAUGCCGCUGGUGCGGAUACUACACUAUCUUCGAUUCAAAGCUUCUUCCUCGCGAUGGCUUCCCAUCCAGAGGUGCUCCACAAGGCGCAGGCCGAGCUCGACACGGUUGUAGGGCCACACCGCUUGCCCGAGUUCGACGACAUGAAGUCGCUGCCGUACGUCUGCGCGCUCGUCAAGGAGCUGCUCCGGUGGCGGGUUGUCGUACCUCUAGCGGUUCCUCACCGGACGCUAGAAGACGAUUAUUACCGCGGGUACUUCAUACCGAAGGGCUCUAUGGUGCUCGCUAACAUCUGGGCUAUCGCACGUGACCCGAAUGUAUACCCUAAUCCAGGUGUAUUCUUUCCCGAGCGUUUCCUCAAGGACGGGGAACUGAACCCAGAUGUGCGCGACCCUGCCACGUUCUCGUUUGGCUACGGACGAAGGAUCUGCCCAGGAAGGCACUACGCGGCUUCUUCGCUGUUCAUGAUCGCCGCCACCGUCCUGCACACGCUAUCCAUCACUGCCCCCCUCGGCAAGGAUGGUAAGCCCGUCCCCCCCUCGGGUAAGAUGACGUAUGGGCUCCUGUCGUACCCCGAACCCUUCGAAUGCGUGAUCAAGCCGCGCUCGCAGGAGUCCGAAGCCCUCAUCAGAAUGAGCUGUGGCGAUGUAGAUGGGCUUCGUACCAAGAGUGUAUUAUAG
This is a messenger RNA of Dichomitus squalens LYAD-421 SS1, 1530 nucleotides long. RefSeq names its product cytochrome P450. The coding region runs from base 1 to 1530 and encodes 509 amino acids. The record is from RefSeq and is a predicted model, not a curated record. NCBI's taxonomy places the organism in Eukaryota, Fungi, Basidiomycota, Agaricomycetes, Polyporales, Polyporaceae. The transcript has 10 exons. Gene Ontology annotation, molecular function: oxidoreductase activity, acting on paired donors, with incorporation or reduction of molecular oxygen; iron ion binding; monooxygenase activity.